Molecule: messenger RNA, 519 nt
Organism: Lotus japonicus
Lineage: Eukaryota; Viridiplantae; Streptophyta; Magnoliopsida; Fabales; Fabaceae
Exons: 1
Coding region: 1-519 (172 amino acids)
Source: RefSeq, a predicted model, not a curated record
AUGUUAAAAAAGUUGCGUGUAGAGCUCCCAUUCUCUGAAGUUCUUGAAAAGAUGCCUCAAUAUGCUAAAUUCAUGAAGGAGAUACUCUCAAAGAAAAGGUGGUUGAGUGAAGAGAAUGAGAUCGUUGAGCUUACUGAGGAGUGUAGCGCUAUUCUACAAAGGAAGCUUCCACCCAAACGAAAGGAUCCAGGUAGUUUCACCCUACCUGUUAAUUUUGGGGCUUCAAAGCAAGUUAGAGCCUUAUGUGAUUUAGGGUCAAGCGUCAACUUAAUGCCCCUAUCAAUGUUUGAGCGACUUAAUGUUGGAGAACUGAAGCCGACAAUGAUGAUGCUUCAAUUAGCUGAUCGCUCCAUAGUGGCUCCAUGGGGAGUUGUUGAAGAUGUGCUAGUAAGAGUAGGAGAGUUCGAGUUCCCGGUGAACUUUGUGAUAAUUGAUAUGGAUGAGGACUCUAAAAUACCAUUGAUUCUAGGAAGACCGUUCCUAGCCACUUCAAACACAAAAAUAAAUGUGGGGAAAUGA